Messenger RNA from Menidia menidia (Atlantic silverside), 2069 nucleotides. The record is from the annotation of a GenBank genome assembly. NCBI's taxonomy places the organism in Eukaryota, Metazoa, Chordata, Actinopteri, Atheriniformes, Atherinopsidae.
ACCAAUACAGCUUACUAUUCAGGAACUGGUGCGUGUCUGACUGAGAGUCGGGGUGCCACUUAAACGACCAAGUUAUGGACUAAUCGUAUAUUUUUCAUUUUUUAAGGCUGCUGAUAGAAAUACGGAAACCUCGGUUUAUAGUUUAAGCCGUCAUGAACCUCGGGGAUGGGCUGCUGUUUGAGCUUGAAAAUGGAAAACCCAGAGUGAUUUUGCUUAGCCAUGGUGUCGAUAAAUAUCCAGCAAAGCUGUCCAUAAGAUCCAGACCUGCGAACAUCCUGAGCUCCAGGCAGCCGUCCUCUGUGGAGGAGGUACAGAAAGAGGAGCGUCCAUCUCGGCCACUGACGGGGAGGAACAGGGAGGCCAGGUGUAAGGCAGCGGUUCCCACUCAUUCCUUAACCAACAACAUCAACACCGCUGCCACUGAUGGGAAGAGCACCACCUUAACUUCUUCCAAGAAACAUUUUAAAGAUGGGUGUGUCAAAGCCGGGGCCAAGGCGAAGUCAAAUAAGCACAAACUCAGAGCUGACGUGAAAGCAGGAGAGAGUCAGAACGAUGGGCAUCGAGGUGUUGGAAAUGCAGUUUUUAAGGACGCACAGGGCAGUGGAGAAACAGGGACGAAGGACAGUGUGGUCUGUCUGACCAACAAGCAGCUGCAGCAGAUCCUCAGCGCUGUGCACACCCCCAGCAGCACCCAGCACUCACCCGAGGACCAGGAUGCACCAGGAAGUCAAACUGAGCCAAAGUCUGGCUCCCCUGUGGAUCAAGGAACAGAAACAAAGGCAGAAGAUGGAGAAAGAGAGGAAAUAAAGGAAGGAGGAGAAAGUGAUACUAGAAGCUCACAAGAAAAAGAAAGCAGGCUGUCUGGUAGUCUGUUCAGCUGGCUGGAGGGCCGAGAGUCAGACAGCAGGGCGGCCGUCGACGCCAGGAAGGCUGAGUGGAGGAGAGAGCUUGACGAGCAGGUUGCACUGAAGCAGCGUUCAGCUCCUGGAAAACUACAAGCUUCGGAGUAUGCAGAGAGCGUGUUAUCAGCCCAGAGCUCAGUCAGCCACAGAGAGCAGCACGCAGCCAUCAGAUCCAGCCUCAGGCUCGGGGAGAUCACGCCCAUGGAGGAGCUGCUGAGCACUGAGAGGAAGGAGGCGCAGCGGAGGCGCUGGCUGGAGGAGCUGGACCGCCAGAGGCUGGAGGCGGCCGAGCGCAGGAAGGAGGAGAGACGGCUGCAGAGCCAGACGGAGGACCACGAGCGCUGGGCCACGCACUUCGACUCUCUGCAGAGGAGGCCUCUCCUCCCGCCCCCCCCGCUCUGCGGGCCCGAGCGGGGGGGGUGGGAGCCCUCGUCCAGCCUGUCCCUCUGGGACGCCACCAGCAGCUGUGGGGCCGAGAGCCUCGUCGGAGCCAGCCUGGAUUCCAACAGUGGGUGUCCAACCAGAACCAGCUAUCUGAGGACCAUGACCUCCCUGCUGGACCCUGCCCAGAUAGAGGAGAGGGAGAGGAGGAGGCUCAAACAGCUGGAGCAGCAGAGAGCGAUCGAGGCCCAGAUGGAGGAGCGCAGGAAGCAAAAGAAGGAAGAGGAGGCGAGAAGGAGACGGGAGGAGGAGGAGGAGGAGAGGCGGCUGAUGCUGGAGAGGGAGAUGCUGCAGAGGCAGUACGAGCUGGAAGCCCUGAAGAAGAUCCAGAAGGAGCAGCCGGAGAGAAGCCAGACUGAGAGCAGCCAGCAGGAGACGGCCGUGUCCAGCAUUUCCGGGCAGCUGGGGGAUCUGGAGGAUCCCAGCAGUUCGAUUUCAUACAAAGACACGGCCGUGCAGACAGAAGCAGCAGCCCCUCCCACCCCGGGAGCAGAGAGCGUCCAGGCUGCAGAGCUGGCCGCACAGCACCACCUCCUCCACCACCACCACCAACCGCCUCCGCCUCCCAGCAGCCGGGGCCGAGCGGGGAGGGCGGGGAAGGAGAAGGAGAACAUCUGCGUGCCGGCCGGAGACGAGCCGGACCACCCGGCGGCUGUGAGGACGGAGAGGAGCCGGGGGGAGAAGAGGAGGCCGGACUGGAACACGCUGAGGUGGAGCCACUCCUGA